CUGACGUCACUCCUUCCUGCAGCCCUCUCUGCUUAGCCACCUCCGACCCCUCCCCGCGACGGCCGCAGCGCAGCCCUGGGGGAGGGGGACUCAUCUCUGCAUUUGCCUCCCCGCCCCCUCAGCCCAGGCCGGGCGCCACGUGGGGUGCAGGGGGCACCGUGCCAACCCCCAGCCGCCCCGCAAUGCGAAAAGCAGGGCGGGGCCUGGGAAGGGGCGGGGACAUCGGGGGCGGGGCGGGAGCGAGGAUUUGACAGACGGGGCCGGUGCUCCCCGACAGCGGGCGGGCAGGGUGGCAGCCGCCCCGCCGUUCGGUGGGUCCGCAGGUCCCCCGAGCUUGCGCCUCCACCUCCCCUUGGGCUUUCGCGGGAGCCAGCCCCCGGCGCGGGCCGGACGGCAGCGACAGCGGCUUUGGCCAAUCGCCGGGCGCGCCGGGGGACUCGCAGGGGCGGGGCAGGAGCUGUCCUCACCCGGCGGUGCUGAAAAAGGGAGCUCCCGAGAUAAUCGGAGCCGAGGCCGCGGGCCACUGGCGGGGGGCACGCUGUCUUUAAGGACAGAGGUCCCUCCUCCCCAGCUCUGGCCUGUCACCUCUUAGACGCUUCGAAACCUCGCCAUUCUCCUGGGGAAGGGAAAGCCCCUUCCACUGUUAAGCUUCUACAAAAGGCGAAGUCUUACGGGGAUCCGGAUAUGGACUGACAGCAUAUUGGGGGACCGAGCGGUGCAACCCCUUGGCGCCCUGGGAGGAGGAGACUCAGGUUCCAGAUGUGCUGGAAUGGAGGGGGCAGGGUGCUAAUGACUUCUGGGGCCAGAGAGUUGCCUUUGCCUCCCCUAGAGGCCGCGGGAGUGAGGAUUACGGUUCUAGCUCCCGAGCCCUCCUUCCUCCAUCUGCACUUCCUCCUCCGCCCUCCUCCGCAAAUAAAUCCCAGGCCCCUCCCUUCGCCCGUCCCCAGGAUCUGACGUGGGCUCGACACCUUUUUCAGCCUGUCCCUCCCGCAGUUCUAGUGCCCGAGCUUCGGCUCUCCGGGUUCUGCAACCCUUUCCUUUCCUGACAAUCCCCGCUAGAGCCCAGGGGGUACCCUCCCAGUUCUCAGCCCCACCCAGGCCCCCGGACGCUGCCUUCCUGUGCCCCACUCCCCUGGCUUGGGAUCCAACCAGCCCGGGGGACCCAGGCGCCCGAACGGGAGGGUAACCUUCGGCCCUCUCGGCCCCACCCCCUGCAGCUAGAGCCGCGCCCCCUUCUACCACAGACCCCAGAGCGAAGGACAGAGAUUGAGGCAAGGGGGGUGGAUUCCAGGCAACCAACCCCUAGCCCAAUUCUGCCCCUCCAUCCCAAGGGGCACAGAAAUUGUCUUCUUUUACUGACUCCCGAGCAGGAAAGCAAAAUCAAAGGGAAAAAUAAAAGGACACGGAGGAAAAGUGGCAACUAGAUUAUUUAGGAGAGGCGCAGAGGAGACUGGGUGAGUCGCCAUGGGGACUCCCAAGGCCCAGCACCCGCCGCCUCCCCAGCUGCUGUUCCUAAUUCUGCUGAGCUGUCCCUGGAUUCAGGGUCUGCCCCUGAAGGAGGAGGAGGCACUGCCGGAACCUGCAAGUGAGACCCCCACAGUGGCCUCUGAGGCCCUGGCUGAGUUGCUUCAUGGGGCCCUGCUGCGGAAGGGCCCGGAGAUAGGCUACUUGCCGGGACCUGAUCCAGACCCCACACUAGCCACCCCUCCAGCCGGCCAGACUCUCGCAGCACCCUCCCUGCCACGGGCCACUGAGCCGGGGACAGGGCCUCUGACCACAGCUGUAACCCCUAAAGGGGUCAGGGGGGCAGGACCCACGGCCCCGGAGCUGCUGACCCCGCCCCCGGGCACCACGGCCACGCCCCCUCCCGGCCCCGCCUCCCCAGUCCCGCCCCUCGGUCCGGAGGGCGGCGAGGAGGAGACCACUACUACCAUCAUCACCACGACAACUGUCACCACUACAGUCACCAGCCCAGUUCUGUGUAAUAACAACAUCUCGGAGGGCGAAGGGUUUGUGGAGUCUCCAGAUUUCAGCAGCCCCUCCAGCCGCACGCUGGGGCUCCUGGACUGCACCUACAGCAUCCACGUCUACCCUGGCUAUGGCAUUGAGAUCCAGGUGCAGACACUGAACCUGUCUCAGGAGGAGGAGCUCCUUGUGCUGGCUGGCGGGGGGUCCCCAGGCCUGGCACCCCGAGUCCUAGCCAACUCCUCCAUGCUGGGAGAAGGACAGGUCCUUCGGAGCCCAACCAACCGGCUGCUUCUGCACUUCCAGAGCCCACGGGCCCCAAGGGGAGGUGGCUUCAGGAUCCACUAUCAGGCCUACCUCCUGAGCUGUGGCUUCCCUCCCCGGCCGGCGCAUGGGGAUGUGAGUGUGACAGAUCUGCACCCUGGGGGCACUGCCACCUUCCACUGUGACUCAGGCUACCAGCUGCAGGGUGAGGAGACGCUCAUCUGCCUCAAUGGUACCCGGCCGGCCUGGAGUGGUGAACCCCCCAGCUGCAUGGCCUCCUGCGGCGGCACCAUCCACAAUGCUACGCUGGGCCGCAUCGUGUCCCCUGAGCCUGGGGGAGCGGCGGGGCCCAAUCUUACCUGCCGCUGGGUCAUCGAAGCAGCUGAGGGACGCCGGCUACACCUGCAUUUUGAGAGGGUCUCACUGGAUGAGGACAAUGACCGGCUGAUGGUGCGCUCAGGGGGCGGUCCCCUGUCCCCCGUGAUCUAUGACUCAGACAUGGACGAUGUCCCAGAGCGAGGCCUCAUCAGUGACGCUCAGUCCCUCUACGUGGAGCUGCUCUCAGAGACACCCGCCAACCCCCUGCUGCUCAGCCUCCGAUUUGAAGCCUUUGAGGAGGACCGCUGCUUUGCUCCUUUCCUGGCGCAUGGCAAUGUCACGACCACAGACCCUGAGUACCGCCCAGGGGCACUGGCCACCUUCUCGUGCCUCCCAGGGUACGCUCUGGAGCCCCCAGGCCCUCCCAAUGCCAUCGAAUGUGUGGAUCCAACAGAACCCCACUGGAACGAUACAGAGCCAGCCUGCAAGGCCAUGUGUGGUGGGGAGCUGUCUGAGCCAGCUGGCGUGGUCCUCUCUCCUGACUGGCCCCAGAGCUACAGCCCCGGCCAGGACUGCGUGUGGGGCCUGCAUGUCCAGGAGGAGAAACGCAUCUUGCUCCAGGUUGAGAUUUUGAACGUGCGGGAGGGCGACAUGCUGACACUCUUCGACGGGGACGGUCCCAGCGCCCGGGUCCUGGCCCAGCUGCGGGGGCCUCAGCCGCGCCGCCGCCUCCUCUCCUCCGGGCCCGACCUCACGCUGCAGUUCCAGGCGCCUCCCGGGCCCCCAAAUCCGGGCCUGGGUCAGGGCUUCGUACUGCACUUCAAAGAGGUCCCGAGGAACGACACCUGCCCCGAGCUGCCCCCUCCGGAAUGGGGCUGGAGGACAGCGUCCCACGGGGACCUUAUUCGGGGCACGGUGCUCACGUACCAGUGCGAGCCUGGCUACGAGCUGCUGGGCUCGGACAUUCUCACCUGCCAGUGGGACCUGUCCUGGAGCGCGGCGCCGCCCGCCUGCCAAAAGAUCAUGACCUGUGCCGACCCUGGAGAGAUCACCAACGGGCACCGGACAGCCUCGGACGCUGGCUUUCCUGUGGGCUCCCAUGUGCAGUACCGCUGUCUGCCAGGGUAUAGCCUGGAGGGGGCAGCCGUGCUCACCUGCUACAGCCGGGACACCGGCACGCCCAAGUGGAGCGACCGGGUCCCGAAGUGCGCCUUGAAGUAUGAGCCGUGCCUGAACCCCGGGGUCCCCGAGAAUGGCUACCAGACGCUGUAUAAGCAUCACUACCAGGCUGGCGAAUCUCUGCGCUUCUUCUGCUAUGAGGGCUUUGAGCUUAUCGGCGAGGUCACCAUCACCUGUGUGCCCGGGCAUCCCUCCCAGUGGACCAGCCAGCCCCCACUCUGCAAAGUGGCCUAUGAGGAGCUCCUGGACAACCGAAAACUGGAAGUGACCCAGACUACAGACCCGUCACGGCAGCUGGAGGGUGGAAACCUCGCCUUGGCCAUCCUGCUGCCCCUGGGCUUGGUCAUUGUCCUCGGCAGUGGCGUUUACAUAUACUACACCAAGCUGCAGGGAAAAUCCCUUUUCGGCUUCUCGGGCUCGCACUCCUACAGCCCUAUCACCGUGGAGUCGGACUUCAGCAACCCCCUGACACACGGGAGUACGAAGUUUCCAUCUGAGCGCAAGACCGAGUCUGCAGGACCCAGGACACCCCUUCCCUCCUCAUUCAGGGCAGUGGGGAGCCCAGGGCCUGGUCUCUGGCUCCUGGCUUCCUUUAUCCCUGCUGUGUAAAUAGUUGCCCCAUCCCACGAUGGGGCUUUGAUGGCCCUGGAGACCCUACAGUAAAUAAACCAGCAUCCUGCCGCCCAAAGCCGCCUCUUCUCAGUUGCCAAACAAGGGGCCUGCCCCCUACCCUGCUGGCUUUCGGACCCUGGGAAGGGAACUCAGCUCCCUUGCAACUCCCGGCUCUACCCUCCCCUUGGCUGUGAAGGCUGCUCCCCUCCCUGAUGCCUGAGUCCCGGCCUCGGACAGGGGCAAAGAAGAAGGAAGCGGGGAGAGCCGGGCCAAGGUCCUGCCCCGUCCUGCUGUUUCCCUACCCACAGUCUCUCCACCUUUGCUUCUGGAGUUUUUUGGUUUUGAGCAAUAAACAGAAAAUCACCACUUGUAA
Molecule: messenger RNA, 4711 nt
Organism: Chinchilla lanigera (long-tailed chinchilla)
Lineage: Eukaryota; Metazoa; Chordata; Mammalia; Rodentia; Chinchillidae
Gene: Sez6l2
Product: seizure related 6 homolog (mouse)-like 2
Exons: 18
Coding region: 1465-4335 (956 amino acids)
Biological process (GO): synapse maturation
Cellular component (GO): neuronal cell body; endoplasmic reticulum
Source: RefSeq, a predicted model, not a curated record